This is a messenger RNA of Drepanopeziza brunnea f. sp. 'multigermtubi' MB_m1, 1701 nucleotides long. The record is from RefSeq and is a predicted model, not a curated record. NCBI's taxonomy places the organism in Eukaryota, Fungi, Ascomycota, Leotiomycetes, Helotiales, Drepanopezizaceae.
AUGGCGGGCGGACACAACCACCACGAGCAUCGCGAUCUGCAGAGGAAGGAGUGCGAUGAUUGCAGAAGAAUUUAUGAGAAGAAUAAGCAUACAGAUUUCGCUUGGUUCUGUGAUCAACACCUGUGCCCAAUAGUUAGACUUGGAGUGCCGUGUAAUAUCCGGAAGAGCAAGCACCAGGCACGAUGCGAUGAGCGUAUGUACUCCCACCCACAGCCAUCUCUCGACAUUCAACUAACUGAAGCAAAAGACGCCAUUCCGCCGCCUCCGCCGCCAAAGUGCAACGUCGAUGGCUGCCAACUGGUCCGCUUAGACCGAUCCCUACACUGUCAUCUACACUCUUGCACUUUCGCAAACUGCCCCAUGUAUGCCCGGCCCGGGAAAGGAGUUGACUACUGCGACGAACACAAGUGCCCCGAGUCGAGCUGCCGCGCGAUCCGGAAGCGCAGUGAGCUUGGAGAGACUCUGCGCUGGGCUGCGUUUUGCCGAGAUCAUGAGUGCGAGAGGCCAGGCUGUCUGAUGAAAAGGCUGCCGGGCAAGAGCCACUGCCAGGCACACUGCUGUAACAUGCAGCACUGCCAAGAAGGCCGCCUCGACAACCUCCCUGCUCCGUUCUGCCUGAGCCACUACAACUAUUUCGUCGGUCAGCGCGCCGCCGCCCAGCGCGAAGCCGAGCUCCAAGCGGAGCUCCAGGCCCAGAAGCUGAGAGAAGCCGAGCAGCGCGAGAUCCAACAGCGAGAAGACGCAGAGCUCGCUCGCAAACUCGAGCAAGCCGAUCGUAAAGCGCAGACCGAGGCCGAGGCCGAAGCCCAAGCCCAGGCGCGACUCCUCCGCACCCAGCAGGAGGCGCUAGUCAGAGAGCAAGAAGCGGAAGAGAGACGCCGAGAAGAAGAUAAUCAAGAGGUGGAGGAGCAGUGGCAAGCGGAGAGAGCGAGAGCUGCGGCUGUGGAGACGGCGAGGGCGAUGAAGGCUCAGCAGCAGCAGCAGCAGUCUGACGAGGAAGCGAGGGCGAGAGAGGAAGAAAGGGGGAGAAGGAUAUUUACAGGGAGAGGGAGCGGGAGAGGAGGGGCGAAGUACAAGACGCAGAGGCAGUGGGAGAAGAGUCCUCGGGCGAGUAGCGAGCAGGAUUUCCACGAUAUGUAUCGCAGUGAUCCCGACGCUAGCGUCAACGCCGAUCUCAAAGCGCGGAUGGGUAGGCGCUUUGAGAAGCCGGGUCGUCCGGUGGCUAGUGGUUACCACGGGGAGAAUUCCGACUCCUGCGCGCAGCCGAGGGAUAGGAGGGACGAGAGACCGUAUCUAUAUGACGACUCGAGUCGCAGCAGUACCGGGUCGUACUACGAGGUUCCUCACGUGUCGACCAGUUCGAGAUUGAGAAGGGGUGCGCAGCACGAGCAGGAGCAGCCAGUGCUGUGGUCGUGGGCUGCAGAUAAGUCUGGAGAGGAGUAUGAGUUGAAGAAGAGACAGAGGGAGAGGAAGAAUAGGGAUGAUUAUGUGUAUGUGCAUAAUCAUCAUCAUGGCGAUGACGAGGAUGAUGAGGCGUACCACAGUGCUACUGAGUACUUGAGACCUGGGCGGGCGGCUGCAUCUUCAUCUGCGGCUCUGGUUGGGGUGAGGAUGGAAAGAGAGAAGGAGUAUGUGACGGCUGAUGGGACGACGAGGUAUUACAACGAGCGUGGGAGCGAAAGGAAGGACCCUGGAUGGUGA